AUGUUGAGGAUCAUCUGUCGAACUGCACUCUCUAAGUCCCAAAACUACGCCGUCUUAACAUCGUCUGUUAAUCCCCAUCACCAUAACAAUUUCACAUCAAAAUCAAAUAACAGCACUAACAAGAAAAAGCAGCCAGAAGACAACAAGAAAUCCAAGUCCAAACCCUCCGAUGCCUCCACCGCCGUCCAAUCGGAGUCUGCCACGUCAGUCGAAGAAAUGGAGUUGGCUAGGGCUCGCGCUCGCCGCUUAGCUGAAGACGAUCGAGAUACCUUCCUCGAUGUGGGCCCCAACAACCGCCCUCUCUUUACUAAAACUCCCUCUCUUUCUUUGCUCACUCGCAAAGACGCCUGCACUUACUUCAAAUUCAGUGAGGAAGAAUUGAAUGAGGUAUUGCCAGAAGGAUUGCCGACGGGAAUGUUGGAAGAAUUUAAAGAAUCAAUGAGGCAUGCAUUGCUUGUGAGACAAAGUUUUUUGGAUCUUCGCGAUAAUUUCAGGCGAAUAGUUGAUCCUCCAAUGCUGUCUUCUAAUGGUCCUAAAGUUAGAAAGCAAGUUGUCUUGGAUGGUCCUCGUAGCUGUGGGAAGAGCAUUAUGUUUGCAAUGCUUGUUCAUUGGGCUCGUGAUGAAGGUUGGCUAGUAUUUUAUGUUCCUAGAGGUCGGGAGUGGACUCAUGGCGGAUACUUUUAUAAAAACCCACAAACUGGUCUUUGGGACACUCCUCUUCAGGUUGAACAUGUUCUCAAGGCAAGAAUUCUUUCCUAUAUGGUUUGA
This is a messenger RNA of Pistacia vera, 768 nucleotides long. RefSeq lists its product as uncharacterized. NCBI's taxonomy places the organism in Eukaryota, Viridiplantae, Streptophyta, Magnoliopsida, Sapindales, Anacardiaceae. Gene Ontology annotation, cellular component: mitochondrial small ribosomal subunit. The transcript has 3 exons. Gene Ontology annotation, molecular function: structural constituent of ribosome. The record is from RefSeq and is a predicted model, not a curated record. The coding region runs from base 1 to 768 and encodes 255 amino acids.